Molecule: messenger RNA, 1878 nt
Organism: Toxotes jaculatrix (banded archerfish)
Lineage: Eukaryota; Metazoa; Chordata; Actinopteri; Toxotidae
Gene: ranbp3b
Product: RAN binding protein 3b
Exons: 16
Coding region: 16-1578 (520 amino acids)
Biological process (GO): protein export from nucleus
Cellular component (GO): nuclear pore; cytoplasm
Molecular function (GO): GTPase activator activity
Source: RefSeq, a predicted model, not a curated record
UAAGUUAGUGCCUGGAUGACUAGCCUACAUCUUCUUUUAACAGACAAGCCAGCCAUAGCGCCUCCUGUGUUUGUUUUCCAAAAAGAUAAAGCACAGAAGCGAUCUGCGGAGGGCUCAAGUGCAGAGGAUGGAGAAGAUUCAGAUAAAGACGAGGCAAGCUAUUGCCCCCCAGUGAAAAGGGAAAGGACCUCAUCGUUCCCACCCCCACAUUCUGUUCCCAAGAACAAUGUAUUCAUGCCUUCAAGUUUCUGCCAGUCUCCGACUGGGAACUCUGACUCUGAGCCAGAGGAGAAGCCUGUGGGAUUCCGUCUAAAGCCACCAACUCUCAUACAUGGACAGGCACCAAGUUCAGGUGUCCCAAGUCAGAAACCCAAGGAACAGCAACGCAGUGUUCUCCGCCCUGCAGUUCUCCAGGCGCCGCCCUCUAAAUCACAUAUAGAGUCCAAUUCCAGUUGUGGAACCAACGGUGUGAAAAAGUCAUCAGAUGGGGCAUCUAUGACCCAGUCCCUCUUCCUGAACAACACAGAGCACUCAGCCAUGCUGGCCAAGUCACUGAAACAUGAAAAUGAGGAAGAUGGAGCAAGUGGUAACAAAGAUGGAGGCGGAAGAGAGAAGAAGGAGACAGAUGUAGCAAUAUCUUUUGUGUUUGGUCAGAAUAUCAAAGACAGAGCAAAGUUGGACGAGAACAGUACAGAAGACAAGUCAAAGGAUAGUGUGCAACUGGACUCUCAAUCAGAGGGCACUAAUUAUUUCUUACAGUACAUCUCUACCCCAAGUUCAAAAAAUGCCACAAACAGUACAGACGGUGGGGCAAAAUUUGUUUUUGGGCAGAACAUGUCUGAAAGAGUUCUGAGCCCUCCCAAGGGUGAGUCCUCAAGUGAGGAAAAUAAAGAGGUUUCAGCUGCCCCUGCUUCAGAGCCCUCAUCACAGGAAACCACCCCAGAGAAGGUGAACAGCGUGUCAGAGUCUUUGGAGGAGUCUGCAGCAGCAUACACCAAAGCCACAGCCAAGAAGUGCAUCUUAGAGAAAGUUGACGUCAAAACUGGAGAGGAAUCUGAAAGCAAUGUGUUACAGAUGCAGUGCAAGUUAUAUGUUUUUGAGAAGACUGCUCAGUCGUGGAUAGAGAGAGGUCGAGGCUUGCUGAGGCUCAACGACAUGGCAUCGACAGAAGACGGCACGCUACAGUCCCGUCUAGUGAUGAGGACCCAGGGCAGCCUCCGGUUGAUCCUCAACACUAAACUUUGGCCCCAGAUGCAGGUGGACAAGGCCAGCGAGAAGAGUGUACGAAUCACUGCCAUGGACACAGAGGACCAGGGGGUCAAGGUCUUCCUAAUAUCGGGUAGCUCUAAGGACAUAGGUCAGCUGGCUGCAGCGUUACAUCACCGUAUCUUGGCUCUGAAGAGCAGGGCCGAGCAGGAGCCUGAGGCCCCGGCAGCAACCAUCCCCGAGGCCGAGGUACCACAGUCCAACGAGGAUGACAGCGACGAGGAAGGCAAUGCCUCCGCUUCUGCCUCAGCCUCCACUCCUGCUACAAGUAAUUCAGAGGGAGGAGAGAGCCAGGUAGCAGGAAGCACAUAGCGUCACUCGUGGACAGCCUGCUAAGAUGCUGCUGUUGAGGCAUUUUGCUGUAGGCAUCUCCAUGGACACCCCUUGACCAACAUGGGUCCUCCAGACCAGUACUUUUGGAUAUUAGAAGUCUAGCUCCAGGAAAUAACCCCCUGUGCCGGAGUGUCUCACCCAACUCGUGCAGUUCAUCUUCUCUGCAUUCAGCGUAAUAUCUGGAGUCGUUUCUUCCCUCCCUCUCCUGUUUUGUGUUUUAUUUUUGUUUUCGAGUAUUUUUUCCUCUCCCCGAUAGCAAAAAUAAAGACUUCAAAGCUU